Epinephelus fuscoguttatus (brown-marbled grouper) is the source of this 3297-nucleotide messenger RNA. Its product is annotated as gastrula zinc finger protein XlCGF57.1-like. Bases 160 to 1905 code for a protein of 581 amino acids. NCBI's taxonomy places the organism in Eukaryota, Metazoa, Chordata, Actinopteri, Perciformes, Serranidae. Gene Ontology annotation, cellular component: nucleus. The transcript has 2 exons. The record is from RefSeq and is a predicted model, not a curated record.
GAACCUACAGUAGUGAUUAGUCUCGUGCGGAGGACGGCGGAGUGAAAAGGCUCCAGAGUUUAGUUUAGUAAAGACCUUGUGACGUCACAGACAGCUGGAUGUGGACUUCAAAGCUGAAAUAAAACUACAAAGAGCAGCUCCACCAACCAACGACACAAAAUGAUCGUGGUUAAAGAGGAGCAGCAGGAGUGGAGCUCCAGUGUGGACCAGGAGGACCCAGAGCCCCCACACAUUAAAGAGGAAGAGGAGGAACUGUGGAGCAGUCAGGAGGGAGAGCAGCUUCAAGGGCUGGAGGAGGCUGAUAUCACCAAGUUCACAUUCACUCCUGUCCCUGUGAAGAGUGAAGAUGAUGAAGAGACACCUCAGUCUGAGGGACACCACUGUGGAGGACCACCAGGCCCACCAGCAGGACCAGGACCAGUGCCCGAAGACGGUGUAUUACCAGUGCCCAGAGAGUCUUCUGAAGCUGAGACUGACGACAGUGAUGAAGACUCAAUCGUAGCCGAGAUUGAAGUCAGUCUUGAUGACCUGGACGAGACCAGAGAACCUCAGUCAGGUUUAAACUCCCUGAAAACCGAUUCCAGACGUAGACCUGGUGAGAAACCAUUCAACUGCUCCGAGUGUGGGAAAACAUUUGGCCGCAGGACACAUCUCAAGAUCCACAUGAGAACUCACACAGGAGAGAAACCGUUCAGCUGUUCCGUCUGUGCAAAGUCCUUCACCGUUGGCGCACAUCUGCAGACGCACAUGAGAAUCCACACCGGAGAGAAACCCUUCAGCUGCUCCGAGUGCGGGAAAGCGUUUGGCAACAAGGUGGAUCUGAAGAGACACUCAACAAGUCACACAGGCCUGAAACCAUUCAGCUGCUCUGAGUGCGGGAAAAGAUUUGGCCUUAAGGCGGGUCUGAAGACGCACAUGAAAACUCACACAGGGGAGAAACCAUUCAGCUGCCCUGAGUGUGGGAAAAGGUUCAACAACAAGACUAAUAUGAAGAUCCACACGACGGUCCACUCAGGAGAGAAACUAUUCAGCUGCUCUCAGUGUGAGAAAUCUUUCACACGAAGUGGUUAUCUACAGACACACAUGAAAACGCACACUGGAGAGAAACUAUUCAGCUGCUCUGUCUGUAAGAAGUCGUUCACACGGAGCGGAUAUUUACAGACACACAUGAGGAUCCACACAGGAGAGAAACUCUUCAGCUGCUCCGUGUGCCAGAAAUCCUUCACAGGAAGUGGAUACUUAGAGACACACAUGAGAACCCACACAGGAGAGAAACCAUUCAGCUGCUCAGUGUGUGAGAAAUCGUUUACACAGAGAGGAAGUUUACAGACGCACAUGAGGACUCACACAGGAGAGAAACCCUACAGCUGCUCUGUGUGUCAGAAGUCUUUCACACAGAAGGGAAGUUUACAGCUUCACAUGGGCGUCCACACCGGAGAGAAACGAUUCAGCUGCAGUGUCUGCGGGAAGUCCUUCAGACAGCGUGACAGGUUACAGACACACAUGAGAGUCCACACAGAAGAUAAACCUUUCAGCUGCUCUGUCUGUAAGAAGACCUUCACCAGGAGCGGGCACUUACAGAUGCACACCAGGAUUCACACCGGAGAGAAACCUUUCAGCUGCUCCGACUGCGAUCUGAAAUUCACCUGGGUUUAUCAGCUCAGGAACCAUCGGUGUGUUGGCCGCCAGUCCUCACAGCACCAUAGUGGAGAAGACUGUGGAGGACCAGAACCAGACAGGAACCCAGAUCCAGAUCCAGAUUUACAGUCUGACACUGAUGACAGGAUCAGAGACGCUGUUGUAGCUGAGAUUGAAGUCAGUAUUGAUGAUUGGAAGGAGACCAGAGAACCUGACAACAGGACGGCGGAGAGUCCUGAACCUGAGGGGGACGACAGCGAGUUUUAGAAAGACGAGAAAGAAAAAACAAACUGUCAGAUUUGAACAAUUUGUGACCAUGAAGCACCACAAUGACUGUUGAGUCACAUUAUCAAAAGAAAACAGUUCAUUCUGAUUUUAUUAUUUCAUGCAGCGUCCUUAGUCAUCUGGAGCUGGACUUGUUCUUCAGGAUUCUUUCAGAACUGGGGGGGGGGGCUAGCGAUGAUGUGACAACAACAUCUGGGAAAAUACAUGAAUGAAUAUGUGAGAUGAAAACGAGAACAACAAUAAUAGUAAUAAUAAAAAGUAAGAGCUGACCAUUAUAAUCACAAAAACAGUAACAACAGUAACAAUGAGGAAAACACCAGCACAAACUACGAUUUAUAGCUUCCCAAAAAUUAAGUAGUCAUGUAGUGCACGAGCUGCGUUGUCACGCAGGUGGCAGGACCUGCUAUUCAUUCAUUCAUUCAUUCAUUCAUUCAUUCAUUCAUUCUUCAUCUAGUUUAAGACAGUGCUGUGUGUCAACACAUUAUUUUCAUUUCAUUCACAUAAUUUUGUGACGUGGUCGAUUUCUGAGGUGAUUUUAAGAUGUUAUUUAUUGACAGUGGAGAUACUUCAAGGUGUGAAUGAAUGAAAUGAAAUCAUGAUUUAUGAUUGUUUAUGGAAGUAUUUGAUGAAGUGACUCAGUAAGUCAUUUAAUUGAUUAAUGGCUGUUUGAUUAUUAGUUGUAAUCACUGAUUGAUCUUAUUUGGAAUUAAAAGAAUAAAAAUGAUUUAACACUUAUUACAAAUAUUCAAAAGGAAAAAAAUAUGAUCAAAAUAAAACAUUUAUAUGACUUAAAGAAAAGCUGUAAAUACAUUGAAUAAAUAUCUGGAACAGCCUGAGAGUGACUGUAUUAACACCAGUAUGUGACAUGGAAAAUAUAUUUUGAUUUGAUCAAAAGUCAGUGGUGCUUUAUGUUAGUUAAGACAUGGAAUUAUUGAUUGAAUCAACCUAAUGAUUGUUGAAAUUAAUGAAGAAACUGAGUCGUUCAGCGCCCUCUGCUGUCGGCUCCAGUUCAUGCAUCGGAGCCAACAGUAACUCCACUACGGAAAAAUGAAGUUAUAAUAAUCAUAAUUAUAAAAAUAAUAAUAAUAAUAAUAAUAAUAAUAAUAAUAAUAAUGCUAAUAAUAAAACCAACUCUUGAGGCGUGGCCAUGUGACAGACGCUGCAGACUCAGAGUCAGUUUGCUUCCUUCAGCCGUCAGGACACCAAAUAAAACUCAAAUCAUGUUUAUUGCUGAUCAUACUUUUAUUUGUAUUUAUUUAUUACAUGUUGAUCCUGACUGAACUUCCUGUGUCUCCUGUUUUUAUUUUCUCUGUUGGAACGAAUCACACCUUAAACAAUAACAACACAAUAAAGGCUUCAUACCCGUCUGCUUCA